UCGGCGGCCGGUGUGUUUUCGGCAGCAUGAGUAGAUGUGAGAAGUGAAUUCACUGUCACUAUCCGUGAAUUUAUCCUCUGAUCUUGAUGCAGAGGUCAUUUUCUCUUUAAAAUGCACCAACGACAUCUGCCAGCGUCUCCAAACUGGUACUGUUCACGUUGCAGUGACUUAAAUGGAAAGGGAGUGCUGGGUUUUGGAGCAAAGAAUACAAUCUAUCUGCUAAAUGUGACUGCAGUAUCUCCAGCAGUAACAGGUGAACUCACUGGGCACACUGAAAGAGUUUCUGGUUUUGUAUUUUGCUCCCAUGAUGGACAAGAACACAUUUGUGCUAGCACUUCAGAUGAUAAGACAGUCAAAAUCUGGGAUGCUGAGCAGAAAAUUCUGUUGAAAGAGCACAAUGUCCACCAAAGCACCAUCUCUGCAGUCCACUGGUCUCCGGUGCAGAAACUUCUUCUAGUCACUGGAGAUGAAAAGGGCAUUGUGGUGUGCUAUUGGUUUAGCAGUAAUGACACCCAGAGCUUCUUCCCCGAACCUCGAACAAUCUUCUGCUUAUCCUGCUCUCCACAUGAGGAAAACUACAUCGCAGUGGGGUAUAAGGAUGGAAUGAUAGUAGUGAUAGACAUCAGUAAGAAAGGGGAGGUAAUCCAUCGGCUGAGGGGGCAUGAUGAUGAGAUUCACGCAUUGGCAUGGUGCCCUCAACCCAGAGAAGAGCCUCUAUAUUGGCGAUCAGAAGACAACACGGAUGGAAGCAAUGGGGUGACAGAAGGAGCAGAAAUGGGGUAUUACCUGGCAUCAGGUAGUCGAGAUCAAACUGUGCGAAUAUGGUGCACAGCCAGAGGAAAAGGUGUAAUGACCUUGAAGCUUCCCUUCCUGAAGAGACGAGGAGCAGGAGUUGAUACAGCAGUGAAGGAAAGACUCUGGCUGACUGUCCACUGGCCUAAGGGGAGACCUUCACAGAUUGUGUCCAGCUGUUUCGGCGGUGAGAUCAUAAUGUGGGAUCUCAAGAAGUCAGGCAAGCAGAAGUGGAGUCUGCUGGGCAGUUCCUCAGAUGGACAGAAUCACAGCCGUAUCGUCUUUAACAUGAGCUCGUUUCACUCUGGGGACAGAGAACUUCUGCUCAGUACCUCAAUGGACAGAGAGAUUAAGUGUUGGGACCUGGCAUCUCUGGAAUGCUGUUGGACUCUGCCCACUCUGGGUGGGUUUGUGUACUGUCUCAGCUUUUCUCCAGUUGGCACCGGCUGCCUGGCUCUAGGCAUCGGGGACAGCAUGAUCCGGGUGUGGAACACCCUGUCUAUUCAGAACCAAUAUGACAUCAAGACAUUCUGGCAAGGGGUCAAAUCUAAAGUCACAGCCCUGGCAUGGCAUCCACUAAAAGAGGGCUCUCUGGCAUUUGGUACAGAUGACGGUAAAGUGGGCAUCUAUGAGGUUUACUCUAACAAGCCGCCUCAAAUAUCAAGCACUUACCACCACAGAACCGUCUACUCCCUCUCAUGGGGCCCUCCUGUGCCGCCCAUGUCUUUUGGGGGAUCAGGAGACAAGCCGUCCUACAGCUUAUACAGCUGUGCCGGAGAGGGGGUCAUCUUCCAGCACGACCCCUGGAAACUCUCAGGGGAGGCCAGUAACAUUGACAAACUCAUCCGAGACACUAACAACAUCAAACACAAGACCCCCCCCCAUACAGACCUCAGCUGGAAGCCGGACAGCAGUGUUUUGGCCAUUGGAAAUGAAGAUGGGUCCAUAGAGGUAUUGAAGGCUCCCAUGCUGAAGCUCUUGUGCACAGUGCAGCAGCAUCAUAAGAUUAUUAAUUCACUGCGUUGGCAUCAUGAACACUCCUCUCAGAAUGAGCUGCAGUAUCUGCUGGCGUCUGGCUCCAGUAAUGCCAUAGUCUAUGUCCAUGACCUAAAGAGCGUCAUUGAAACUCCAUCAGAGAGUCCAGUGCUGAUGACUGAACCUUUUAGAACUCUCUCUGGUCACACCAACAAAAUCACCAGCCUAACCUGGAGCCCCCAUCACGAUGGCCGUCUGGUGACAGUGAGUUAUGAUGGAACUGCUCAGGUGUGGGAUGUGCUGAAAGAGGAGCCGGUGUGUAACUACAGGGGUCACUCAGGCCGACUACUGUGCGUGCAGUGGUCCACUGUUCACCCAGACCUAGUCUGGACCGGUGGAGAUGACUUCACCCUCCAUGAAUGGGCCGUAUCCAAGCAGGAACACGUCACACCUCCGAAGACUAAGAAACGUGUUGAGAUGGGGAAAAAGAGAGGACCGCAGAAAAAGUCCAAGAAGAAAAAGAAGGCACCAGAAAAAGGAGGGAUGAAGGCAGAAGAAAGGGAAUUGCCUUUAGGUGAAGAAAUUAAAGGAGCAGCAGGCAGUGGAGCAGAAGAGGGCCAAUCAGACAAUGACGAGGAGGAAGAGGAGAGGGAGAACACAGACGGUCCAUCCGUCACGGGCUGGUCCAGAGAGAGCAGUGUGGACACACGUGGCACUGAGAGGGUUCAGAAUGGAGAAAAGUUCAGUCAUGCAGUUAAAAGGGAGGUCAAAGAGGAAAAGAAAAGAGAGAAACCAGAUCUGUCUUUAAAAAAGAGAAAGCCACGCUCUGACAGAAUGAGAAGAAACAAGUAGUUACAAUGUACAUAGCGUAUUUCCUUUCCCUUCUGGUUCUCAGGGCAAAGCGGAGCAUGUGUUCCAGGAUCUGCAGAUCAUAUUCAGCUUGGCCUGUUCACAGACAGGGAUGCCCUCUACAGGAUGUUUCAGGAGGAAGAGGAGAGCCACGUGGAGGCUGGUCAUUAUGACUCAAUGGUGUAUCUGAGGCUGUGGAAAGGAGAUCUGAUUGGAGCAAUAAAUCUUGCUGCAGAGAAAGGAGAACUGACUGACCAUCUCCUCAGUUUAGCUCCAAUGGCUGGCUAUCAAGUGUGGGCCAGGACUGUAGAGGCAUAUGUGAAGCAGCUCUGCCACCACGAGCAGUUCCUCAAAGCAGCAUCACAUCUCGUCUCCAUCCAUAAACUCUAUGAGGCCAUCAACCUUCUGAAGAGCCACCAGUUCUACCGGGAGGCCAUAGCUUUAGCAAGAGCCAGACUCCAGCCGGAGGACCCUGUGCUGAAAGAUCUCUACAUGAGCUGGGCUGCAGUGCUUGAAAAGGAUGGCCAUUAUGCUGCUGCAGCAAAAUGUUACCUUGCCGCAGACUCGAGCUUUGAUGCAGCUAAAGUGAUUGCCAAGAAGGGGGACGUGAUAUCUCUUAGGACGGCGGCUAAUCUGGCGCAGAUAUCAGGAGAAAGUGAGCUUGCACAUUCUCUCUCUCUGAGGUGCGCCAAAGACUUGAUGCUCUUCCAGGACUGGGCUGCAGCACAGAAAGUCCUGAGGAUGCAAGACUCACUUUUGGGUCACAGACUGGUGUUUUGUGUUAAUGAGAUCCUCACUCAAAGACUGGCAGAUACAGAUGUGGUCACCUGGAGUGUGGCUUCUUCACACACCUGGUCUAAGUCCUGUGAUGAGAACUUCCUCUCCACGGUGCACAGAGUGUGGCAGAGUGAGUUUGGAGUGGCGGCUGCUGACCUGGUCAAAGUGAAAACGCUCCAUCAACAGCUGAGAGCCACUGAUAAUCCUCCUGCCACCACUAGUGUUCCUCUGAAGCAACUCUUAUUUCACAUCUCAUUGGACGUGACACUGUGUGCUUUGAGUCAGCUGUUGUGUGAUUGGCCAUCUGUUCUAGAAGAUCUGCUGCGAGCUCUUACUCGAGGUUCUGAGGUGGGACACUUUACACUAAUGACGGAGGUGUGCCAGCUGCUUCUAACACAAGGUUUGGAGUCUGUGACAUUCUAUAAACAGAAACUAGACCCAACUGAUGAAAGAAUCUUGGUAAUUUCUCAAAGUGUGGAGGCGUUUGUCUGUUAUCAGCUCAUGUAUAAGAAAUGGUGGAACUACAGUGCUGAAACAUCAGCUUUGACCAAUAACACCUUCAGCAAUGGUCACUGUUUAACAGAGAAGAACCACAGUGAAGUUGAAGCAAACUGUAACGGAGAAGCUCAAACUGAUGUCAUUUUCUCUGAGGGCUUCUGGAAGGUUCUUCUCUCUGAACCUCACGCCAAUCUUCAGGCCACCCAGAGAGCCAUAGCAGAGAUUCAGAGGAGAGUCACUAGCCUCAUUCAACAGCACAACCAGUGUAAAGACUCUCAUGAGAGCUCACAAGCACUUAGUACUUCUCAAUCUGAAACUUCAGAGGAACAUGGAGGAUCUUUGAGUGGGAAAAGCAGUGAAUCUCUCUCUACUCUGACUGCCCAGCUUGCCGAACACCACAAAGCGCUCACUGCUAUUCCUGAGCUUGUCAAAAAAUCCUCAUUUCCAGAUGUCAUGGAAUGUUGUAUCGUCCUGCUGCACAUGGGAAAACAUCUUACUCCAUUUCCACAGCACAUCUGCUCCAAGGCAACAACUUUUUUGCGCAAAUAUGGAAGUACAGAAUCGCUCUGUAAAGCCUGGAAGAGACUGACACAAUAACAGUUAUAGCACUUAAAAGUGUUUUUGAUAUGCAAUUAUUGUUAUUUGAUAUGUAAAAUUCACUUGACUAUUGUAUGUAAUAAAAACAAUCC
Molecule: messenger RNA, 4580 nt
Organism: Sinocyclocheilus anshuiensis
Lineage: Eukaryota; Metazoa; Chordata; Actinopteri; Cypriniformes; Cyprinidae
Product: gem-associated protein 5-like
Exons: 27
Biological process (GO): spliceosomal snRNP assembly
Cellular component (GO): nucleus; SMN complex
Molecular function (GO): protein binding; mRNA 3'-UTR binding
Source: RefSeq, a predicted model, not a curated record